This is a messenger RNA of Betta splendens (Siamese fighting fish), 6690 nucleotides long. RefSeq lists its product as uncharacterized. The coding region runs from base 930 to 4925 and encodes 1331 amino acids. The transcript has 7 exons. The record is from RefSeq and is a predicted model, not a curated record. Gene Ontology annotation, biological process: negative regulation of DNA-templated transcription. Lineage: Eukaryota; Metazoa; Chordata; Actinopteri; Anabantiformes; Osphronemidae.
UUGGACGCGUCUAUAUCCUGUGUUUCAAGCGUUGUCUAAUCUCUGUGUUUAGUCAUUGAAUAUUGUCUCAUGUCCCACAUUCAAGCUUUAUCAAGCGUUUCACGCGAAACGGGCUUUAGACAUUUCAGACACGUUUCACACGUAACAUCCCAUGGCCGAAUUAUUAUUGCUAUUCCGUCGCUGUGAUUUUAACGUUGCCACCGUAGCAGGUUAGCGUUCCGCACGGAUGAUCGAGGGGGCGUUGUGAGCCACUACGCGGCUCGUGUCCACGGCACACUAACACGCGCAGACACAGCAUCCAGGUCCCACAUCCUGGUACUUUCCGGCGUUGUCAAGGCAGCUCCGAGCACGGCAGGCCGGCGGAUAGUAGCUGCAGUGUCCUGGCCCCAAAUCUGUCCAACACACGUCCACAAAAGUGUCCCGGAAAGUUAGGUUGUGACCGCAAGGUAACGGAUAUGCAUGUUUUUUUUUUUCCUACGGCACGUUUGCGGCGCGUCCCGCGUUCGGCGGCGGGCUUUGCGGCGUCUCGCAGACAGGCGGCACGCGCACACAGGAGCCCGUCCGUGUGGACAGAGGAGGCAGAGCUUGUCCAUUGUGUCGCUCGGAGACGCUGCGCCCUUAGACGCGCGUUUACGCUCCCGUGUGCCGCUGUGGCCGCGGACUUCCUGUAUGCGCCACCAAAUACGCGUCCAGCGAGUGGUCUCUGGGCCAGUAUGGUGGACGGGACACAGAAUAAAGCGUAAAAAUGGCUCUCAGCGCUGUCUGCAUUCUGAUGUGAUGUGUGAGAGACUUGGCAGCCGCUCUGCAGAGCAACAGCACCUGAUGUGGCGCCGUAUCGAAGGACAUGACCUAAUGGACGUUAAAGGAUGAAUUGAAACCAAUUAGUACCGUUGGACUAGAACUAAUGGGCGUUCCAAACUGGCGAUAGCAUGCCAACCGCAAAAGGUAAAGGUCCAUCAACAUCCCAGCGCUACCGUCCUGCCUCUGGGUACGAUGACGCCACACUGGCACAGAAGCGAGAAUACUGGAGGACCAAGAAGCGUGAGCAGAGGGCGCGACUGUCGCAGCGAAGAGGAAAACCACACGACGCGGGGGGUCUCCAGCUCCUCAGUGCCCCGGCGCCGCUGACCUCCACCUCCUCCGGUCCCUUUAAGUUGCCCCUGACCGACUUUCCUGCGCCGCAGAGCGGAAGCGCCGUCCAGGACAGUGCACUGGGAAGUGCCGAGAGCCGCAAGGAGAAAUGGUUCCAAACCAUGAAGCUCAACAAGGUGUUGCCUCACAUAGCAGCGACGUGUUCCAUCACGGCCCGAGCUGCCAGCGACGCAGCAGCAACGGACUGCCUGAAAGCAAAGGGUCGCGUGACCAGAGCCGUUACCUCAGCCACGUCUAGUGGAACCCAGCAGGACACCAGUUCCUCAGUGCCUCCCGUCAAAGUCACCAGAUAUACCAAUGGCAGCGCCGCUAAAGCAACACCUACGCCAUACGUGUCUAUGCAGGGCCCAUCGGACCCCAGAACGCAACACAAGGCCCCGGUUGCACUACACGUUCAGCCUAAACUCCCACCCACCAACGCCAGGCUCCUUGUGUCUUCUCCAUGUGACCCCGUUCCUGUUAAAGCACUGAACACAACACCUCAAAGCAGAACAACGCGUGCCUUGGUCACGGCGCAGAGGGCGAAAGGCGAUGCGCAGGCGCUCCCGGAGUCCGAGGAGGAGAGAGCGGCGAAGCGCAGGGAGCAGUGGCGUCUCAAGAAGCGAGAGCAGAGAGCGAAGCUGGCCGCUCGCGCCGCUAGAGCCAGAGAGAAGGUGCAGUGCGUGGACGCGAGCGGGCAGAGGCGGCAGGCGGCCGACGCAGGCCUUCACCUGCGGAAGCAGGGCGCCGCUCGGCUCAAAGCCCUGUUCACGUCGGCCAAAGGAGAAAAUGUGAGAGGGCAAAGUCGGGGAGCGGGUUUAGCUGCUGGUAACCUGCAAGCACAAGGCAACAGGACAGCACAGGCGGCCAUUCCCUGCGAUUCCACGUCUGGGAGAAAAACGGGGGAAUUGCACAGAAAGUUGCCAAGUUACGUUCACCUUUCUGUUUCCCGUGGAGUGGCCCGUUGCAAAACGCCCAGGCAGAGGCUCAUCGAAUCCCAGAAGAAUUUGAUGAGUCAAAGAAAUAUAAGAUGCAAAUCCCUAUUGGUUUCCUCAGUCUUUGGCAGCAGAAAUCUCCACAGAGUUGACCCCGGCGACUCACCCGAGCAGGUAGUGGCCAAGAGGCGGGAGUACUGGCGGAUCAAAAAGCGCGAGCAGCGAGCCAAGCUGUCGAUGGAGGUGAAGGCUCGGCUGAAGGAGAAGGACUCUCUGAUGCGACGAGUCAAGCGCUACCAGAGGAUCCUGGAGGAGAUGAGGAAGGCCAGAGCGCCGCCCCACUCCGCAGGGGGGCUCCUGAGCCACGCCUCCGAGGGCAUCGGAGGGUUCAUCAAGGAGGACGGGACGGUCACCGCUAACGCUCCCCAAGGUCCGACGGGUGGCAACGCAGCAGUGCCGAACAGCAUGGAGGAACCCCGCAAAAGUACCCCCGCGGCACAACCCCAGCGUCCGCCGAAUGCUCAGCCAGCUCAGGUGUCUGGACAGGCGGAGGAUAAGCCUCCCAGACUCAGAGCUCACAGUGAAAGCACAAACGCGUCCAACCCCGCGCCAUUAACCAUCCAAUGCGCGGCUCAGCUCACGCUCACGCAUCCCAAAACCCCUUUACUCGCACGCCCCCAAGGACGCUCCGCGGGGUCAGACGCCGGCGGCUGCGUUAUGAAAAUGGCCGUGUCCAGCGCCGCCCCGUCGCUGUCGCCGCUCGUCCCGGACUCUGGGCUGACGGAGGACGAGAGGAUGGCGAAGAAGAGGGAGUACUGGAGGAUGAAGAAGCGCGAGCAGCGGGCCGCCCGCGCGGCGCGCCUGAAGCAGGGCGCCGCCUUACAGAGGAGGAAGGCCCAGAAGCAGCUGAGCCGAGGACUCGGCGGCCGCGCGAGAGCUCCCAGCAGGACCGAGCCCGACAUAAAGCAGGAGCGUGAGUCUAUGCCAGCAGUUGACCUAAAUUCCCAACCACAACAAGCCUUCUGUCCGGAUAUCAAGCCCCCCACCUCUCCACCAGCACCACCUCCAGUGCCCCCGCAGGAGUCGGAUACGGCCCUGAGUGCAGACAGCCAAGCUGCCACGCUGCUGGCCGUGGCCUCCAUGAAGAAGCUCCUGGAGGAGUCGCUUAGCACAGUCACAGAACACAAAGCUGUGCAGACAGACGUUAAAAAGGAGGCGACGGAGCAAGACAUGAAGCCGGAUGUAGCUCAGCUCUUUCCUGUGAAGGAUGAGGUGAGUCCUCUUGAUGACCUGACGUUACAGACAAACUGGCAGCCAGAUACUGAUGCCUUGGUAGCCAACAGUUCACAAAGCCCUCAUCUCAAAGACUUAUCGCAUCCUAGUCGGACGCUUUCCCCUCCUAAAACCUCCAGUGAGAAAGUCCCACUUGCAGCCUGUGAACAUUUCUCCCAGGCCCGUGACCCGUCACCGCCGCGCAGAACCCGGCCGCUCCCGACCCAAAAACCGAGCCUUCACAGCUGCUGCGCCCCCGAGCCACCAAAGCUGCAUCACCUGCCCAUGGACCAGCAACACCAGCUACAGGGGCAGUGUCAAAGCAGCCGCUCGCCGCCAGCGAGAGUAUUGAGCUGUGCUACGGUGGAGCUGAGUGGUUUGACCAGCAUCCAGAGGAAGAGGGAGUACUGGAAGCUGAUGAAGAGGCAGCAAAGGGCCAGGCUGAAGGCCAGGCAGGGAGGAGCAUCCCUACGAAGCAUGCAGGCUCCAGCAAAACUAUCCCUUCGACCGAGGCCAUCGAUUGCCUCAGUGGCCACAAUACCGAACAUCUCCACUGUCCUGGUCACAAGCCCUACAACAUGCAAUGGUCAGCAGUGUCCUACAGACACACUACAACUCAUCAACAGUGUCUCCUGUUCACUCAGGAGUGAGCAGAGCCAUAUGAACACUGGGCCUUCGCCGAUCUCACCCAACUGUCUAGGACCGCGCCAGGGUCAGCAACACGUCGGGCCAGGUUGCCCAAAAUGGACGUCCAAAAGCACCGAUAUUGACCCAGGCCCCUCUCUCCCUACUCUGAAGCCACCAGACAACCCACUAGCCUGCAUCAACCUGCAACCCAUUGAACUCCCUGACCAACCUUCAGAUUCCAGCCUGGGUCCACUCAGAAUCCCUUGUGUUAAAUUCCAGAGCCCCACAUGUGUGAUAGAUCCUCCCACCAAGCUGCCUCCUAUUAGCACCAUGGUUCCACCAAAGCCAGUCCCUGGGGAGUCUGAGGAGGAGUUUCUGAAGAGGAAGCGGGAGUACUGGCGGAUCAAAAAGAAGGAGCAGAGAGCCAGGAAGGCCUUCCGGGACAAGGGAAUCCCUCCAAGGAGGUCCUCUGAGAACUGGAGGCCUAUCCUACCCACACAAAACCUUCAGACACAGGACUCGGGUCAGUGGGGGAGCUGCGCUGAGUCUGACAAUCUGUUGAGAAAUUCACAGGACUCCAUCCCAGGAUUGUUUCCAUGCUCAAAUUACACAGCUCCACUAGAAGAUGGAUCGGUGGUUCUGUUCCCCGACUUUGAGAGCAACGACGGUGAGGAAGGUUCCGUGUCGGACGCCGUGUGGAGGAACCGCUACCUCAUGGACUACGACCCCCUCAACCAGCUGCUGGUGUGUAUGGUGUGCGGGGACCUGCAGUACUCCCACAGCCUGGAGGGCGUGAGGGCCCACAUCGAUGAAGCCCACCCGGAAACGCUGAACCUGGAAACCGGGGAGCGCCUGCGGAUUCUGGAGGCCUGGGACGAGCAGGUGUCCCAGCGGGAGCGCUUCUUCACCAGCCAGCUCCAGCAGCACAGUGGACCCCUGGCAGAGGCGCACAGGAACUAAUCAGGAGAGAAUGUGACUGCAGGAUUAACAUGGUCCGGGAGAGGAAGCCUCACAUCCUCAUUUUCCCUCUUUUUAUAGCUCCUUAUUUACUGUCACAGAACUCCACCAUGACAGUGCAUGCUGUACAGUGAACACCAGCCCCCAGAAGCAGCGUUACCUCAUUUCCUACAUGUGGGAUUUUGAAAACCAAUCAUUUCAGGAUAGUAAACAUCCUGAGAAAAACUCUUUGCUAGAGUCAGUAAGUCUUGGGUCGAUCUGCUUCAUGAAAUAUAACUUCUUUAAAGGUGGACACAAACUCUCUAGCCCACAAAAGGGCCAUUUUGCAAUAAUGAGUUUUUUUCUUUUUAAGUUGUAAGUUUCACAGAAGAAUCGGUUUGCUGCUGGCUAACACAUAACACACAAAAUAGUCAGAUUUGAACUUAGGACCGUGAACACUGAAUUAUUUACAGCUUAACUUUUAUUUUUGCAUGUAGGACAACCAGGCUAGUCAAAUUUUUAACUUGAGGUAAAUAAACAACAGAGUAGAUUAUUACUAGUUAUUUAUUUUCUUAUUUAUUUCUCGAAUCUUCCACUUUUUAUUAUUUGUGGUUAUUAUUACAUUAUAUCUUAAUUUAUUUAACUGCUUAUGUUGAUGCUACAGCCUGUGAACUUCUCACUUCAGGUAUACACAGUAUUUAUCUGCUCUUUAGAUUCGUUGGUGGGUGGUGGAGGUUUGUUGCAGUGCAUUAUAUUAGGUGGUUGUAAUGUUUUGGCCCAAUCAAAGGAAUGAUCUCCUAAUAUUCAGUAGAACUCCAGCACCCACUGUGACCUCACUACUAAGCAUAUAGAUAUCACUUUUCUGACCGCUUCAACUUAAAACUGACAAAAUCACCUUAUAACCUUUAAAAGCAGAACUGAUGGCAGAGCUGGUAUUGGAGCGAGUUAGACUGUACAGGUGAAGCUAAUCAAGUCCACAACAACUAAAUAGUAUUAAUGUCUUUGGUUUAUUUUACUUGCCUUCAUCUAACUUGCACCAAUAGUGGAUUGUGCUGAAAGUGUUCAGAAACAAGUGCCAAUGUACAUACAGCAGCAGUGACGUCAGACUAGAGAGCUGGCCUGCUUACACUCUACACGCGUUGGACGGGUUCUGCUAAGAACAGCUAUGGAUAUAUCAGAUACACAUACAGCACAACAAUGGAACGUUUUCUAGUGUCCCACCUUUGUAACUACUGGCAUGUUGUCAUUCAGCGACGUUGGCAGGUCACGUUCCACCUGCGACUCAAACACUGAAACUUUCUAACCUUUUCUAUUCAGCUUUUUAUAACAACUUUCUGAUGAGCAUAAACCUUCUGCACUGUAAAUACACAAGUUACUCCAGUUGUUACGGCCAUUUUUUCUUUGACUGUACUGUAUCACUUUGUUUUGAGCAUUUUUAUUUAUUCUCUAUAAAUAACUGAUUAUUGAUGGUGCAUUAUUCAUAUAGAUAGUUCAGACGUAUUCCAGUGAGUACUGGAGAUCCUUUCCUGCAUGAGUAGUAAAUGGAUGAUCAGUUGUGUAUGGGAAAUGAGCUCUUUGAUACAUUCUCAGAGGUUUUGUAUUUUUAAAAUAAAAAAAAUAUGCUGAGGUAAUUAAGCACAGAGCUGUGCGGGUCAUUCAUGCUUUGAGAAACGCCCUGCACAGCCACACAAUGAAAAAAGCUAAUUUGCCCGAAGAAUGUAACUCUGAGUAAUGGUUUAAAAGGGAAUGUUUCAAUGCAGUUACAGUAAUAAACCUUUUCUACAUUGGG